CGCGGAGGCGAACACGCACGUGGCGCUGGCCAGCCAGCUCGCGGACGGCGGCCUCAUCGCGGGCCAGAUGUCCCCGCACCCGAACAGCGUGCACCCACAGCUGUUCCGCGUGUCCAACGACCCGGCCAGCGGGAGAUCACGGGCGUCGGCACGAACGGGUGGCACGUGGACGGCACCCACAAGCUGGUGCCGCAGCUCAUGCAUUCAUUCCACUGCACGGCGGCCGCAGACGGUGGGGACACGUUCUUCCUGCCGCUGGACGAGCUGGCGCCGGCGGAUUCUUGGCCCAGCCGCCCGACGUGCAGGACCGGUGGUCGUCCCUCUGGGUGCGGACCGGCCGCGGCAUCGUGCACCCUUUCGUCCACCGCCACCCCGCGACGGGCCGUCCCUCCCUGUGCCUGUUCAUGGGCUCGCACUUUGUGUCGUUCGACGGCGGGCGCAGAGCCACGGACACGGCCAGUGUCUUCGCGGAGGUGGGCGCGGCCAUCCACGCGGCGCAGCACCUCGUGUAUCGCCACAGGUGGGAGACAGGGGACCUGCUGAUCCACGACAACCUGGCCACCGCACACCUGGCGUCGGCAGGCACCCAGGCGCCCGCCUCGCAGGUCGGCCUGCGCGUCCUGGACCGCGCUGCCGUCGCCGGGGCCAGGCCGCUGCGGGCCUGGGCUCCCGAGCGGCUGCCGGAGCACUCGGGCGGCGGCCAGGAGACGGCUCGUCCUUCAUUGACAUCCAAGAGCGCCGCGGCUUCUUGCGGCGCCUGUGGCACUCACAGAUUCGCCACGACAUGAGCGAGGAACAGCUCGAGGGGCUGCGGGUCGAGUGCGCCGACGCGGGGCUCGACGUCGACGGACAGAUGACGCGAAGGGCGCCAGCUUGGGCGCUGACAGCUGGACGCGACGCCUGGCGGUCACUCGAAAGCGUCACAAGGAGCACC
Prorocentrum cordatum is the source of this 934-nucleotide messenger RNA. The record is from the annotation of a GenBank genome assembly. Lineage: Eukaryota; Dinophyceae; Prorocentrales; Prorocentraceae.